Molecule: messenger RNA, 1041 nt
Organism: Phycodurus eques (leafy seadragon)
Lineage: Eukaryota; Metazoa; Chordata; Actinopteri; Syngnathiformes; Syngnathidae
Gene: prr13
Product: proline rich 13
Exons: 4
Coding region: 143-694 (183 amino acids)
Source: RefSeq, a predicted model, not a curated record
GCGGCUUCCUGUUAGCUGCGCAAAGUGCGCAUGUUUGUUUCUCUCCUGUUGCUGCUUCCUGAAUGCGGAAAACAAACAAUUGGAGCGCCCCGCCGACUAAACAAGCGAAUUAAGAAGUUUCUAUAACACCUGAAGUGGAAGCAUGUGGCCAAAUCAAGGUUCAGCCAACCCAGCCUUCCCUCCUGGUUACAACCCCGCAUAUCCCUCCGUCCCCCCCGCAGGUGCUUUCCCCCAGCCCCCACGUCAACAGUACCCGCUCGUGCAGUAUCCAGCAGGCGUCAAUCCGGCAAUGAUACCCAACGUACCCCCGCUUGCCGCCCCGCCCUACGCCGGGGUUCAGGGACCACACUCCUACCCCGUGGCGCCCGGCGGGUAUCCGGUAGCCCCCGUCGGAGCCGUCCACCCUGGUGCGUACCCGCGCUCCCCGAAAGGCCACCACCAUCAAAAAAAGGGCCACCACAAACACAAGGGCCAUCACUACCAUGGGGGGGUCAACCCCCUCAAUCCCUUGAGCGGGGCAGUAGGUGGGGGCCUGGCUGGCAUGGCCAUGGGAAUGGUGGGACAUAAACACCACAAGAAGUUGAAGAAGGGGAAGAAGCUGAAGGGGCACAAGAUGCACGGGCACCACAAACAUGGCGGCAAGUCCUCCAGUAGUAGCAGCAGCAGCAGCAGCAGCAGCAGCAGCUCUGACUGAGGCCAUCAUCCAAUCUGUACGCCACUAUGCAUUUAUAACGUGGCUACCUCCUACAAGACAUUAAGAAGAAUUGAAUGGGUUUUCUGGGUCUAUACUGCUCUUCCAUCCAAAUAUAAAGGGGUUAACUGCUAAAAGGUAUUAUUAGUGAAUACUUCAACACAGUUUGUGGAAUAACACAGGUCAAUAUUUUACAGGCUGUUUUGUAUCAUUCUAGAAAUUAUCUCUAGGCCUGUUACCAAUAAAUAAUAUGUUACAGUUUUUGACUGUCAUAUCACUGUUUUUAAACUAAUGCAUGAAAAUAAUCUUUAGUGAUUUGCUAUAAUAAAUGUAUAAAAACCUAUACCAAU